This is a messenger RNA of Galleria mellonella (greater wax moth), 1596 nucleotides long. Its product is annotated as DNA polymerase delta subunit 3-like. The coding region runs from base 64 to 1422 and encodes 452 amino acids. Gene Ontology annotation, biological process: DNA replication; nucleotide-excision repair, DNA gap filling; DNA strand elongation involved in DNA replication. The record is from RefSeq and is a predicted model, not a curated record. Lineage: Eukaryota; Metazoa; Arthropoda; Insecta; Lepidoptera; Pyralidae. The transcript has a single exon. Gene Ontology annotation, cellular component: delta DNA polymerase complex; nucleus. Gene Ontology annotation, molecular function: DNA-directed DNA polymerase activity.
AAAAGUGCGCUAAAUUUGCUGUUCUUGUUACUUUCAUAAUUUUAUUAAGCAAAAGUAGUCGUCAUGGAAGGAAAUAGGGAUACAAAUUUAAACACGUUAAAAGAAAUGUUAUUAGACGAAGAUAGGUUAAUUACAUAUGUAUCCUUAAGUAAGGAGUUAUGUGUCCAUGUCAAUGAGAGUAAAUUAUUACUCAACAAAAUAGUGGAUUUGAUAAAAAAGAAUCACCCUACCAUCAAUCUAUGUGUAAAUUAUAUUAUAUCAGGUUUAACAGAUGACAACAAAGCUUUUACUAAGAUAUGUACUGAUGCUGAGAUCGACGGUAUUAAGAAAUCAUCAAAAUUAAUUUUUUUUCAACACAUAUAUAGUGUUGCCAAAGGUCAGCCUACAGUUGAUAACAUGGCAUACACAGCAAUAAAUAAAAUUGAAGAUUUCCUCUUAUGUACUGGUUUUAUAAGAAGUAACCUGUGCAUUAAGAGAACAGUCAAUGAGAUUGGAAACUUGAAAUCAAGUAGUCAAGAAAUUGCAACACACACAAAACCAGUAAUUCCAGUAAAAAAAGUUAAAGAAGAGAAGGAUACAAAAACAGAGAUUGGGGAGCCCAGUAUUGAUAUAGUGCAAAAAUCUAAACCAGAUCCCACUAUAAAACAAGACAACAUGUCAAAGAAGAUGGAUUCCAGAAAUCACAAUAAGUCUCAGAAGAGUAUUGCAGGGUUUUUCAAUAAAACUGAUGUACAUCAUAAAAAUGACAACUAUAAAAAUGCUAGUAAUGCUAUAAAGAUGGAAAAUGGCAAUAAACCUAAUAUUAGCAUAAAGGUUGAAGAAGUUGAUGUAAAGUAUGAUAUUGAUGUUGAAAUGGAAGAUGUUAAAAAUGAUUACGAAGAAAAAAAUAAUGGAGAAAACAAAUCUAAGAACAAGUCUAUUACAAUUGUGAAAAAGAAUGCAAAGGUUGAUAAGAAGCGAAAACGGUUAUUACAUGUUUCAGAUAGUGAAAGUGAAGAUGAGAAAAAUGAUCCAUUUGCUGAUGAUACAUCUGUUACCAAUAGGGCUAAUGCAGAAUCAGAUGAUGAAAUACCACCCACACCUGCUCUUAAUACCAUUAAAAUUACUUCUGGUAUAGUUAAUCCUAAAAAAAGGAGAAAGAUUGUAGAUAAAACUUAUAUUAAUGAAGAUGGUUAUAUUUUGACAAAGAAAGAAGAGAUUUAUGAAAGCUGCUCAGAAAAUGAGGAAGUAGAUAUAAAGGAAAACAUUCAAAAAGUGAAUGAAAUUUCACCAAAAAAGAAACAAAACAAUAUUGUAUUAAAUAAAAAACCAGAUGUUUCUCCAAAUAACAAAAAGAUAGGAGCGAAGGUUAAUAGGAAAAAAUCAUCACCCCCCCAAAAAGGAAAGCAACAAACAUUGAUGAACUUUUUUAAAAAAGUGUAAUAUUUUGAAUUUACUUACAAAUUAUACAGUCUAUUAGGUGUAUUUGUAAAGGUAUUCAGUAUGAUUAUGUUGUCUAUUUUUUUGUAUUUAAAAGCGAAGACUUGUUUAAUUUUAUACAUGACUGUUUUUUAUUGUAAUAAUUUAAUAGGCAUUAUCAAUAAAUUCUAGAUUGAA